GCAGGAGCCGCGCUGUCGCUUAGCAACUGCAGAAGAAGAGUAGCAGGAAGCGGGAAGCGGGCUAACGGCUAACAGCCCGCUAAACACGGAGCAUCUGCAGACUGAACAUGCCGCGGGAGAUUAUAACGCUUCAGCUGGGACAAUGUGGAAAUCAAAUUGGGUUCGAGUUCUGGAAGCAGCUGUGUGCCGAGCACGGCAUCAGUCCCGAGGGCAUCGUGGAGGAGUUUGCAACAGAAGGGACCGACAGAAAGGAUGUGUUUUUCUAUCAGGCUGAUGACGAGCACUACAUCCCUCGAGCAGUUCUUCUAGAUCUGGAGCCCCGUGUGAUCCACUCCAUCCUCAACUCGCCUUACGCAAACCUGUACAACCCAGAGAACAUCUACCUCUCUGAGCACGGCGGGGGUGCAGGGAACAACUGGGCCAGUGGAUAUUCACAGGGCAAAAAAAUUCAAGAAGACAUCUUUGACAUCAUUGACCGAGAGGCGGAUGGCAGCGACAGUCUGGAGGGAUUUGUCCUGUGUCAUUCAAUCGCUGGCGGAACCGGCUCGGGGUUGGGAUCAUACCUGCUGGAGAAACUCAACGACAGGUACCCAAAGAAACUGGUACAGACAUACUCUGUUUUCCCAAACCAGGAUGAGAUGAGUGACGUGGUCGUUCAGCCGUACAACUCACUGCUCACGCUGAAGAGGCUUACGCAGAACGCAGACUGCGUGGUGGUGCUGGAUAACACGGCUCUAAAUCGCAUCGCCACGGACAGGCUGCACAUCCAGAACCCUUCGUUCUCCCAGAUCAAUCAGCUGGUUUCCACAAUCAUGUCUGCAAGCACAACCACCCUGCGCUACCCAGGGUACAUGAACAAUGACCUUAUAGGCCUGAUUGCUUCACUCAUCCCCACACCCCGCCUCCACUUCCUCAUGACAGGAUACACACCACUCACUACUGACCAGUCGGUUGCUAGCGUGAGGAAAACCACAGUGCUGGAUGUGAUGAGGCGGCUUCUGCAGCCGAAGAAUGUGAUGGUGUCCACGGGUCGAGAGAGGCAGCCCAGCCACUGCUACAUCGCCAUCCUCAACAUCAUCCAAGGAGAGGUUGACCCCACACAGGUACAUAAAAGUCUCCAAAGGAUACGAGAGCGCAAACUAGCCAACUUCAUUCCCUGGGGUCCUGCCAGCAUCCAGGUGGCUCUGUCCAGGAAGUCUCCGUACCUGCCCUCUGCUCACAGAGUCAGCGGCCUGAUGAUGGCCAACCACACAAGUAUCUCCAAUCUGUUUGAGCGGACGUGCAAGCAGUAUGACAAACUGCGUAAGCGCGAGGCCUUCCUGGAGCAGUUCCGCAAGGAGGACAUUUUCAAGGACAACUUUGACGAGCUGGACAACUCUCGCGAAGUCGUCCAGCAGCUGGUGGAUGAGUACAGCGCAGCAACUCGGCCGGACUACAUUUCCUGGGGCACGCAAGAACAGUGAGCACACUCUGUUGCAUCUCUGCUCCAGCCCAGUCAACAUACAUGCUCCGUCUACCCCAUCUUGGCUCUCCGCAAUAUGUUUCCAACAUGUCUCACGGUAGACCUUUGUCUGUCUAGCUGAUAUAAUGAAAAUUAUUUAUGGGCUUGUAGUCGCAUGUUAUGAUGGUGUUUUGUCUUAAAAACAAGAGACUGGGGGAUGAAUAUAAACACCAGUUUUCAUCAUACUAACCAAAGUGUUUAAUCCUCGACCGUAUCAUAUCCUGAAGAUUGUUACACUGAUACGGAUCUCUCACCUGAUUGUUCAGAUAAGUGAAGGUAAGAUUACAUCUUUACAGAAAGCAACUUCAUCUGUUGUCUGUAAAUAUCAGCACCUAUAUUCUCCGACACUGAACCCUUUGUUGCCUAUUUUACUUUUCAGAAAUAUUAAACGACCCUUUGCCUUGUUUUCUCUAUUUUUAUACAGAGUAGUAGUUUUGGGCAGUUUAAGUUCCAGUUGGACUUUGCAUAAAUGGUGUUAUUGUAGUUUAAACAGCAGGUUCUUUACAUUUCCACAGCUUUUGUCCUUGAUUGCAUAGAUGGAUGCAGUGUAAAGAUAUUAAACUAGUUUGAACACUAUUCUCUUUGCUUGUACAUAUACUUAAAGAAUAGAUAAUUCCCUGCAAUCCUCGGUAUUGUUGAAGUGAAAAUAUUGUUCCUUGAUGCUUUGCUUGUUGGACCUGUUAAGAAGAAUAAACAUUUUCUAUCACA
This is a messenger RNA of Cololabis saira (Pacific saury), 2209 nucleotides long. It is a transcript of the gene tubg1, whose product is annotated as tubulin, gamma 1. The record is from RefSeq and is a predicted model, not a curated record. The coding region runs from base 108 to 1463 and encodes 451 amino acids. The transcript has 11 exons. Gene Ontology annotation, cellular component: nucleus; microtubule; spindle. NCBI's taxonomy places the organism in Eukaryota, Metazoa, Chordata, Actinopteri, Beloniformes, Belonidae. Gene Ontology annotation, biological process: mitotic cell cycle; mitotic sister chromatid segregation; microtubule nucleation. Gene Ontology annotation, molecular function: structural constituent of cytoskeleton; GTP binding.